GCAGCACACAAAGAAAUAGAAUUAGUGCUUGUCUGUCUCAGUGAGAAGAGCGGUGACAAUGACGCUGUAAUUGUGCUCGUCUGUCUCUCCUGUAGCCGUCUCUGUCUCCACAAGAAGAUCGGUGACAAGCAGCCCUACAGUAAGCUGGCUGGUGUCUCUCUACUGAAGCCUCUGAAAGGAGUAGACCCCAACCUCAUCAAUAACCUGGAGACCUUCUUUGAGCUCGACUACCCCACGUAUGAGAUCCUGCUGUGUAUUCAGGACUAUGACGACCCAGCCGUUGAUGUGUGUAAAAAGCUCCUGGGCAAAUAUCCCAACGUAGAUGCUAGGUUGUUUAUCGGAGGGAAGAAGGUCGGCAUCAACCCCAAGAUUAAUAACCUGAUGCCGGGUUAUGAGGGGGCAAAGCAUGGCCUGGUGUGGAUCUGCGACAGCGGAAUACGAGUGAAACCGGACACUCUGACAGAUAUGGCCUAUCAGAUGACGGAGAAGGUGGGGCUAGUCCACGGCCUUCCCUACGUGGCCGACAGACAGGGCUUCGCUGCUACACUGGAACAGGUGUAUUUUGGCACGUCCCACCCGCGCUCCUACAUCUCAGCCAACGUGACGGGUAUUAAGUGUGUGACCGGAAUGUCAUGUCUGAUGAGGAAAGAUAUCCUGGACCAGGCUGGAGGGCUGAUCGCCUUCGCUCAAUACAUCGCUGAGGACUACUUCAUGGCGAAGGCCAUCGCUGACAGGGGAUGGAAGUUCUCCAUGGCAACGCAGGUAGCCAUGCAGAACUCUGGGUCCUAUUCGAUUGGUCAGUUCCAGUCCCGCAUGAUCAGGUGGGCCAAGCUGCGUAUCAACAUGCUCCCCGCCACCAUCUGUGAGCCCAUCUCAGAGUGUUUCGUAGCCAGCCUGAUCAUUGGCUGGGCAGCGCAUCACGUGUUCCACUGGGAUAUUAUGGUCUUCUUCAUGUGCCACUGUCUGGCCUGGUUCAUCUCUGACUACAUCCAGCUCCGAGGAGUUCAGGGCGGUGCGCCUGUCUUCUCCAAACUGGACUACGCUGUAGCCUGGUUCAUCAGAGAGUCCAUGACCAUCCAGAUCUUCCUGUCGGCCCUGUGGGACCCCACCAUCAGCUGGAGAACGGGCGCUACAGGUUACGAUGCGGGGUACGGCCGACGAGAUCCUGGACGUAUAGCCGCCUGCAAUGAGUCCCACCUACAGGGGCAAUACCCUGGGUCCAGUCACCCCCAAGGACCAGAGACAAUGCCAGACACAGACUGAACCUUGUCCCGGAUGGCACCCUAUUCCCUACAUAGUGCACUUUCUGACCUGGGCCCACACUUGCCUGUACUUUCUGCUCUGCUCAACAGUAGUGGACUAUAUAAGGAAUAAGGUACCAUUUAGGGACUCGGGCCAAAGAGAUGGUAACAUUUGAGAAGGAGA
Molecule: messenger RNA, 1425 nt
Organism: Salmo salar (Atlantic salmon)
Lineage: Eukaryota; Metazoa; Chordata; Actinopteri; Salmoniformes; Salmonidae
Source: RefSeq, a predicted model, not a curated record